AUGUUUCAGAUACGGUCUAUAGAUCAGAAUAGUUUUUAUUCCAAUCCAGAUUUAGCAAUGCUUGAUUUGAGUAAUAAUAAAUUGGUGGAUAUACCACCUUCAACAUUUCUGACUCAAGUUAAUCUAUUCCUUAUCGAUCUAAGCGGUAACAAAUUGGAGCGUACACCCUACGAAGCAUUCAGUCGACGUGUGAAGAUAGUACUUCUAAAGGAAAACCCUUUGGUGUGUUCGGAAGGAGUGCAUAUGCUACAGCAAGGUGUAGGAAUCUAUAUAGCAAGAAGCGAAGACGUUAUUUGUGGAUCACAUAAGAAUCUUAAUCGAAAUAACAUCAGAAAUACUACUGAUAUUACAAAUACGCCGCCUACUUCCACCUAUUUUAUGGUGAACAGUGGAGAAGAGAGCAAUUUCAAACAGGUGGAGAAGCUUUUGCCAAUUAAAACUUCACCAGUAAUUCGUCCAUUAUCCAGUAUCGAUAAUGAAGCAAACAAACUAGAAGCUAGUGUUGGCGAACAACAAGAAAAGAUUGGUACAAAUAAAGUGAUUCCAGUAAGACCUGUUAAUGCACUUGUAAACAUACAACCCAAUCUACUUCUACGAUCAGAGAUGUCCAGUACUGAGCAAUUAACGGAUGCUAUAAGAAGUCGAGCAAGCACAAUUCCUGAAUCUCAGAAUUCCGGCAGGAAAAGAUAUGAAGAUAAAGUGUUGGAAAGCAGUGAAAUGCGUAACAGAAACAGAAGUGAAAAUCAUCAGUAUCCGUUUGAUACCACUAACAUAAUACACCCAUUCCCGAUACCGUUCUUAAAGCGCCCCUCAAAGCUAUCAAAAGCAUAUUUAGCUGCACCCGGAACUACAACAGUCACGGAUGCAGCAUCUGUAAAUAACAGGACGUCAAGCGAACAAACACUGCCACCCAGUAUUGUUGUCGCAAAUCAUAUACAGGAAUCUGACUACACUACUUCAGCAGAGAAGACUGAUAGAGAUCACAUCGGCAAAAAUUCCAUGGAAAAUACAAGAGAAGCACAGGAAAGUGGAGAACAGAUUUUCUUUGAUCUGGAUAAUACAGAAAGGCUCGAACGUGUAACAGCUCCAUCGGUGAUUAUCCUGAUUUGUUUAAGUACCGUUGCCAUUGUUAUGGCUGCCGUGCUUAUUGGUUUGUGUAUUGCGAAACAUCGCCGUCUGCAAACUUACCAUGGAUCGAUGACAACCGAGAGCGCCGCACGUACUAAUGCUUAUGUUGCUGCUCAGCUUGACAUGAUUUACGGAACAGUUAGACGGAAUCGAAAUGUACCGAUACUAAAUCGAUUUGACGAUGGGCAGCCAUGGAUUUAUGCGCCUACUUCGUAUGGGAAUACCGGUUACUACAAAUAG
Messenger RNA from Loa loa (African eye worm), 1368 nucleotides. Its product is annotated as leucine Rich Repeat family protein. The transcript is spliced from 5 exons. Gene Ontology annotation, molecular function: protein binding. Bases 1 to 1368 code for a protein of 455 amino acids. The record is from RefSeq and is a predicted model, not a curated record. Lineage: Eukaryota; Metazoa; Nematoda; Chromadorea; Rhabditida; Onchocercidae.